Messenger RNA from Pocillopora meandrina, 2158 nucleotides. The record is from the annotation of a GenBank genome assembly. Lineage: Eukaryota; Metazoa; Cnidaria; Anthozoa; Scleractinia; Pocilloporidae.
ACAGGUGAAGAAUGUCGAUCCAUUGUUUUCAAAGAAAAAAUACGGGACAAAGUCUUGGAGGGGUACUUAAUCAGGCUUGUAGAGGUACCCCACCAAGGGAACUGUAAAAUGCUGUGCUAUACGGAGCCCAAUUGUAUGUCCAUAAAUUUGGGGCCUUCGCAAGGAGGCAACUACAUUUGUGAGUUAAACAAUGCUUCGGACGAAAGUCCAGGGUCAUCCGUCCUUCAGAGUAAACAAGAUUAUUCCCAUUUCAGCAUCGAGGUACAGUGACUUAUUUCAGACUGCGGACAAUUACUGUGCGUGAUAAUUUUGUCGGAUUACUUUUAAACUAGCCUUCCAACCCUUGAAUUGAAUUAAGGUGAUUCCUUAGUAUUGCACCGCGCAUCACAAGAAACGUUUUGACCCGAUUUCGUGUGAGAUUGAGUGAUUUUUCCAUAGAUUAUAUGUUACAUUGUUCCAUACGUCCUAUCGACUCUCUGCCUAUUGCUCGAGAGUCUCUUUUAAACGUUCAUUUAAAAACUACCGCAAAAACCGAUGAAAUAAAUCGUGUGAUUAGUACCAAUACGGUAAUGAAUGGGGUGACAUUGGCCCAUCAUAUCUCUUUGGUGACCUAUCUUUCGUAUGUCAGUUCUCGAAACAGAGAUUGGUGAUGAACACCGAAGGAAAAUUAGGAAUCACCUGAGCAAGGGAGAAUACCUAAGCUAAGGUACACUAGUGGUGUUAUCUGUACAAUGUUGAAAAAAAAGAAAAUCAAAGUACCAGUGGCUAAAAAUAAUUGAAGCCAUUCUAAAUAAAUCAACCACUGAUAUUUCAAAAGUCCUGAAGAAGUUAUUCCUCCAGCAAGACCGUGUUCCUUUGAGGAUGAGUAAUACCUAACCAUGGAUAUUUAUAAUACGCAGUCAUUUCGUCUUGAACAGAAUCCUUGUAGUAACAGUCCCUGUUUCAACAAUGGCACAUGUCAAGCUGGAUACACUGAUAAAGGAUUUCGUUGUAAAUGUCCUUCAGGAUUUACUGGUGUAUACUGCAGGAAAGGUAAUUAAACACAAAACUGUGAAGUGAACUCAAUACCCAUGAGAAUCAUAGAGUGAUCAGAAGGAUGGAAAUUUCCGGACUUUUUUUUUCCUUUAUGUAGCCUGCAGUUUUGACUUUGAAGAUGGAAUCGGCGAAUGGGAAAUGACAGGCAGAGCUUUCAUUCAUCAACCAACAUUUGGUGACAAUCCAGCAGCUCGCAAAAGAGAAAGCGCCCAGCAACAAGGGGACUGGUGGAUAGGGGGGGCUGAGAAUCGACCCAGCGAGAACGAUGAUCCGGGAGGACAGCACCCAGAUGGGGCCGAUCCACCCCAGGGAACGCUCAUUUCUCCUUGUUUCCGUAUCGUUGGCAAAGAUAUCUCGUUUCUCAUCGGUGGAGGAUGUACCAUAAGUGAUAUUCGUGCGGAGCUUAUUGUCAACAAUCAGGUGAGAUUAUUCACUUUGACCAUCAUGUUUCAUUUGAUUAUUUUGAAACAACCUGGGUAGAUUUAUCAAAGCAUCAGAGAUUUGAUCUUUCAAAACUGCGAAACCAUUUUGAGCUUCGUGAUAUCCAUGAGAUUCGUUUAGGUUUACAGUAAGCUAUUUAGAAGGAAAAAAAUAUAGUUAAAAAAGGAAAGCCAAACAUUUUCGACAUUAGAUCAUCAUCAGGAUAAAUAAUGGUGUCCCUGAAAAUGAUAAUGUUGAAAACGUUCAGUUUUUACUUUUCAAAUAUAUUUUUGCCCUAUAAAUAGCUCAUUUUUAAUUUCCUUAAGAGAACUCGCGUCUGGCGCACUUUAUUUGAACAUUGUAAUCAGCACAUUCAGUGCGGUAAUGUCUUGAUUUCAAGUAGAAAGAGGUUGCUCUUUAUUUGAAUUGAUGUAUGAUACAGUCAUGAUAGAUAUGUCAGCAUUGAUCGAAACAAAGGUUUAUAACUGUUUGCUUUGUUUCUUGUUACAUGCAGGUUGUCAGAAAUGAGACAGGCAACUGUUACGAGACAAUGUACCGUAAGAGCUGGGAUGUAAAAGAAUUCAUCGGUCAAUAUGCCCAAGUCAGACUAGUUGAUGAGAGAUCUGGUGGCUGGGGUCACAUUAACUUUGAUGACCUUAGAGGAGAUAUCGUUUGUCCUCCCUACUUAGAUGAAGACAACUGA